Molecule: messenger RNA, 1997 nt
Organism: Schistocerca americana (American grasshopper)
Lineage: Eukaryota; Metazoa; Arthropoda; Insecta; Orthoptera; Acrididae
Product: vesicular glutamate transporter 1-like
Exons: 10
Coding region: 208-1749 (513 amino acids)
Biological process (GO): transmembrane transport; monoatomic anion transport
Cellular component (GO): plasma membrane
Molecular function (GO): transmembrane transporter activity
Source: RefSeq, a predicted model, not a curated record
UCUGUCAAACGUGCAAACCGGUAGGCGAGGGAUCUGUUGCAAGGUGAAACAACAGGUGUUCGAUAUGUUACCAUAUGGUUAGGUACUUGUUACUAAAACUGGUAAUAAAUGCACUGCAAGUUAAUUGUUGAAUGGAAUGUGGUAAAAUCGAAUGUCACGGCAAGGAUUUCCGAAAGUAUUUGCUAGAGAUUAUAAAAUCUUGCCAACAUGUGCCCCUCUGAUAUGGAGUCAGCUGCAGGACCAUCAAAUGAAAGUCCAACAGAACGGACAGCAAUACGCUCUUUUAUACAAGAGCAACAUGACCAGCGGACUGAGGCCACGUGGCGCUGGACAUAUGGACUGCCUCGUAGGUACUUUGUUGCACUGAUGGCUUUCCUUGGUUUCUGCAAUGUUUAUGCUCUAAGAGUCAACAUGAGUGUAGCCAUAGUGGCCAUGUCUUCCAACAGAACAUCUGUGGAUCAAAAUGGAACAAUAACAUAUGGCCAAGAGUUCCCCUGGGACAGUGAAAUGCAAGGUCUCGUACUUGGAUCUUUCUUCUAUGGGUAUAUAGUGACCCAGCUACCAGGAGGAUGGCUAGCAACACGCAUCGGUGGUAAAAGACUUUUUGGGCUUGGACUUGCUGCUACUUCAUUCAUCACUCUCUUAACUCCUGCACUUGCACGUGGAAGUGUGUACCUACUUGUUCUUGGGAGAGUUAUUGAAGGUUUGUUUGAGGGUGUGACUUAUCCAUCAAUACAUGCAGUAUGGGCACGUUGGGCUCCCCCACUGGAACGUAGUCGCCUGGCAACUAUAGCCUUCUCUGGAAGCUAUUUUGGGACUGUCAUUGCAAUGCCAGCAGCUGGAGUCCUUGCCGAUCAUGUGGGAUGGCCAUCGAUCUUCUACGUUUUUGGUUUGGUGGGUCUAUGUUGGUGCAUUGCAUGGGGUGCCUUUGUAACUGAGACACCACAGCAGGACAGAAGGAUUACUGAUGAAGAACUUGAUUACAUUCGGUCUUCUGUUGGCCCUCAGGCCAACCACAUAAAGGUGGACAUGGUGGUACCAUGGAAGCGUUUCCUGACAUCAUUACCAGUAUGGGCAAUAAUGAUUGCCCAUUUCAGUGAAAACUGGGGUUUCUACACACUACUUACAGAACUUCCAACCUUCAUGAAAGAGCAGCUGGGUUUUGAUCUACAGUCUGCUGGUCUCCUGGGAUCACUACCAUACUUGGUCAUGGGCACUGUCGUGCAAGGUGGGGGCUGCCUCGCCGAUUGGCUGCGAGCAGGUGGUCAGCUGACAACCACACAAGUACGCAAGCUGCUCAACUGCGGUGCGUUCUCGUGCCAAACGCUUUUCCUGGUGGCUGCUGCACAUGCCACAACUCCUGCUACUGUUGUUGCCUGCCUCACUGGUGCUGUAGGAUUUGGAGGAUUUGCUUGGGCUGGAUUUAGUGUGAAUCACCUUGACUUGGCACCACAGUUUGCAAGCAUUUUGAUGGGAAUGAGCAAUACUGUUGCCACUUUGCCUGGGAUGAUCAGCCCACUCCUCACGGGAACCCUGGUUCAGCACAAGACACAACAAGAAUGGCAGUCAGUAUUCCACAUAGCAGCUGCUGUGUAUCUCCUUGGUGCUCUUUUUUAUGGCUUGUUUGCCUCUGGAGAACGGCAACGGUGGGCAGAAGAGCAGGAAACAAUUGCACUGUGUCCUGAUGGAGAUGAGCGUUCCCAUGCAUCGACAGAGGACUUGCCAUUUGGCACAGGGUCCUGCCAAUAAUGGAUAACAUUUGUGGGAUGGAUACAAGCUCCUGCAGUUGCACACACAGUAAUCUCACAUGGAUUAACCACACUUUCAGUUUUUCAUAUCUGAAGCAAAUGAAACAUGGUGUUGUUUCAUAGUUAGUAUUGCGUUAUAUUUUAUUCAUGGCGUCAGCAAGCAGCCCACUGUCUGGUAUCAUGAAGAAAUACAGCUAUUAAAAGCCUAAAUACUGAUCAGUUCAAAAUAAAUAAGCUGCUUGCACAUAA